Messenger RNA from Salvia hispanica, 1332 nucleotides. Its product is annotated as Nucleotide-sugar transporter family protein. Gene Ontology annotation, molecular function: pyrimidine nucleotide-sugar transmembrane transporter activity. Gene Ontology annotation, biological process: pyrimidine nucleotide-sugar transmembrane transport. The record is from RefSeq and is a predicted model, not a curated record. Gene Ontology annotation, cellular component: Golgi membrane. Lineage: Eukaryota; Viridiplantae; Streptophyta; Magnoliopsida; Lamiales; Lamiaceae.
UUUAUUUUUCUUUUGCUCUCUUCGACGCCUCGGAUCUCCGAUCGCCGCAUCAAUGGCGAUCGGUAAGCUCCAGACGAAGAAGCCCGCCCCGAUCAAUCCCAAUCUCAACCCCAAUCCCAAUGCCACCUCAAAGGUCUGGCUCUUUUCCUUGCUGCUAACGAUGCAGUACGGUGCUCAGCCUCUCAUCUCCAAACGUUUCACCAGCCGGGAAGUUAUUGUGACUUCGUCAGUUUUAGCAUGUGAGUUGGUAAAGGUGAUUUGUGCCCUGUUUCUUUUGGCAAAAGAUGGAAGUCUGAGAAAGGUAUUCAAAGAAUGGACUUUGGUUGGCUCUUUAACUGCUUCAGGACUACCAGCAGCCAUCUAUGCCCUGCAAAACAGCUUGCUGCAGAUCUCAUAUAAAAAUCUUGAUUCACUCACAUUCUCAAUGCUGAACCAGACAAAACUCUUUUUCACAGCAUUUUUCACUUAUAUGAUAUUAAGACAGAAGCAGUCCAUUCAACAAAUUGGGGCUCUAUUUAUAUUGAUCAUUGCUGCUGUCCUUCUAAGCGUCGGCGAAGGAUCUAGUAAAGCAUCUAGUGCUAAGAACCCUGAUGAAAUAUUAUUCUAUGGAAUUGUUCCCGUGCUGGUGGCUUCUGUACUCUCUGGCCUGGCCUCUGCACUGUGUCAGUGGGCUUCUCAAGUUAAGAAACACGCAUCUUACUUGAUGACUGUGGAGAUGUCCAUAAUUGGGAGCCUUUGCUUACUAGCCAGUGCUUACAAGUCUCCAGAUGGUUUGGCUAUCAGAGAGCUUGGCUUCUUUCAUGGGUGGACUACAUGGACAUGGAUUCCUGUCAUACUCAAUGCUGUCGGUGGAAUUCUUGUCGGUCUUCUGACAACGUAUGCUGGUGGCGUUCGGAAGGGUUUUGUCAUUGUUUCCGCGCUUCUUGUCACGGCUCUGCUUCAAUUUGUCUUUGAUGGUAUACCCCCGUCCCCAUUCUGUCUUGUGGCUCUCCCAUUGGUUGCCACUAGCAUAUCGAUAUACCAAAAGUACCCAUACCGUGUCAAAAAGAAAGAGUCAUAAGCUCCACAGCAGACUCUAUAACAUUAGGAGAGUCAGGGAACAGGCAACUAUACCUCGUUGGCUCGUUCGAUCUCAUGAAUGGAUGCCAGGCAUCAGUGCAGCGAGGAAUAUCGCUCACGUUUUCGAGGAGCUUGCUCAUUUACUCAUAGGACAAUAUACUGAAUAGGGCAUGUGUUAUGUGUGUACUAAUAUUGUCUGGUGUACCUACUGAUUUUUAUGUGUAUCUGUUAAAGGAGAAAAUUUAUGAGAAGUAGUUUCUUUAUAUUCAUCAA